Molecule: messenger RNA, 3348 nt
Organism: Andrographis paniculata
Lineage: Eukaryota; Viridiplantae; Streptophyta; Magnoliopsida; Lamiales; Acanthaceae
Exons: 3
Coding region: 16-1047 (343 amino acids)
Source: RefSeq, a predicted model, not a curated record
GGAGGAGUAUAUAAUAUGAAGGUACAAUUGGAAACCCUCUUCAGUCUGAGUCUUCGAAUCGUUCAGUCGGAACGGACCCCGCCUUCCCUCUCUUCCUCGUUUCGGGCUGUGGGCAGAGUGAGUCACUCCAAUUCCUCGAAGUCAGCCGCACCUGCUCUUCCUUCUUCCCGCAGCCGAGGAAAAACAAACAAGUGUCGGAAAGUGAAGACUAGUGGAGGUUCAACUGCUUUUGAUACGGAAACGAUAUUAAGUAAGGGAUUAAUUCUUUCUAGAAUUUUGAUGGAGUAUACAAUCAAUGAUGAUGUAAAUGGUGAGGUUGUGGGAAGUUCUACUAAUUUUGAAGGACGAACAGACGAUGAUGAUGGAAUUUUGGGAAGUUCUGUCAACAGUGUGCUUCAGCAAGAACAAGAUAUUAAGGUAGACGACGAUUCGUCCGGCAGGGAAUUGUAUAGACUGGAUGAGUUACAAGACGUGAACUGUUUAGAUCCUAUUGAUGAACCCUAUGUGGGGCAGGAGUUUGAAUCUGAAGCAGCUGCGCAUGCAUUUUAUCAUUCAUAUGCCACAAGGACUGGUUUUGUUAUUCGUGUCAGCAAGCUUUCUCGAUCAAGGCGUGAUGGAUCUGCAAUUGGUCGUGCUCUUGUUUGCAACAAAGAGGGCUUUAGAACACCGGACAGGCGAGAGAAAAUUGUAAGGCAAAGGGCUGAGACGAGGGUUGGUUGCAGAGCUAUGAUUUUAGUUAGAAAGGUUAGUUCUGGCAAAUGGGUUAUUACAAAAUUUGUGAAGGAGCAUACACAUCCUAUGACUCCUGGAAAAGGCCGUAAAGAUCUAAUUUAUGAUCAAUAUCCAAACGAGCAUGACAAAAUCCGAGAACUAUCACACCAGCUGGCCAUUGAAAAAAAGAAGGUUGCAACGUAUAAGAGGCAUCUGGAGAUGCUUUUCGAACAUAUCGAGGAACACAACCAAUCUCUUGCAAAGAAGAUCCAAGACAUUGUGAAUAGCGUCAGAGAUAUGGAAUCAAAGGAACAAGUACGGCCUAGAUAUUGUUGACACUCGGGUUAUGUCACCGAUUGAAUUGAAACUACACAUGAUGUGCAUAAUGCCUUUGGAUGGAGAAAAUUUCCACAAGCAUAGCUGAUUUAUUUUCCAAAAUUUUGCCCCCAAAUGAGAUACAGAUUGGAGGAAUUCUGCUUACUUACCUUCCUGUGUUUGUCAUUUGUGCAUUACAUGCAGGGCGAGCGGGGGCAGAAUGUGUACUGUGUGUAAUCUCUAUUCGAUAUCCAUUCUGAGGUGUUUAGAUGUCUCACUAACUCAUAUUUUAUGAACCAGUGAAAUACUAAACAUGGAAAAUGCCUUAUGUUUCUGUCUUUGCAUGUUUAACUCAUGACUCAGGCUUGGCAAAUGAUUUAAUUUUAUCCAUUACUAAUAAGAUAUUGCUUUGCUUUUGUCGAUUUUAAGUCUAAUAGCUUACUACAUUUGAUAAGUGAAUAACUGAUAAACCCUUUUUGCAUUGCUUUCAGGAUUCAUCUUCUUUGAGAUAUAUGAUGAUUGUAUAUGUGGACUAAAUUGUCGAUCAGAUCUAUCUAUUCUGGGACAUGUUUUAGUUGUUUAAAGUACAUGCAGCUUCUAUUGUGCAGCCCACAACUAUGGUUCUCUUCUUAUAAAUCCAAUCGUGUUUGUUUCUAAAUGGUUCUUUAGUUUGUAAGAUUUUUAUUCUCACAGAUGAAUGUCGGUAACAUCCUUAGCAUCCAUUGCUGGCCGUCCGGUUUCCUGAACUCUUUCAGCAAUUCAACAGUUAUGGGCUGCUUGAAUCAGGUACAAGUUAAUAGGUGCACCAUCUUAUAUGUAAACUGCAUCCAUACAUAGAAAGCUAAAGCUUUUAUUGUAAUUGUGCCUUGUUUUGGCAAUUUUUUAUUUCUUUGAUAUUAAGAAUUUCUUGCAUUCAUGUAUCAGAUUAGGUCUCAUGGAAGGUUAUUUCUAUAAAUCUGCUGCAAUAUAAGAACUUGCUUGUUGGUGUGAAUAAUGGUUAGAGGUUAGAAUACAUAAUUUGUAGAAUCUGUUGUGAACAAUAAUGAAUAAAAUUGAAUGAAGUUAUACUUGGAGUGUUGGUUACAUGUUUGUAAAUUUGGUUAUUGGAAAGAAAACUAAAGUAUCCUGCACCAAAAAUUGUGCCUAAAACAGCUACCACAUUAGAAUAUAGAAGAGAUAAGAGGUAUCACAUAUAUAGAGUAUUUUUAAGAUCAAUAAAGGAUUGUUGAUAUGAUUUGCUAAGGGCAUCUCCAUUAUUAACCAUCAAACAAAGGAAAAAGAAAAGUUCUAUCUAGAGUUGCAUUAGGUUAUACACAAGCAUCAUCUGUACCAAAAACCUAAAGCAUACAUUAUAAAUGAUCCAAUGAAACCUUAUCUUUGUUUUCCCAAUAAAAUAGAAGUAGAGCUGUAGUCAUAUAUAACACAAUGAGCUGAUCGACUUCUUGUUGUCAAAGCUCCAAACAUGAGAUGUUGUACUUGUACAUAAUAUUGCUUUGUGUGUUAAAUGUGUUGCAUAAAAAAAACAAGUCUAUAUCCGAAGCUCGGAAGCAGCUGACAUCUAUACACAGCAGCACUUUAUAUUACAACAAAAAAAAACAAGAACUCAGAAAAGGAUUAGGCACAAGGCAAUGCAACAAAAAAGAAAGAUGGAUACUCUGUUGAGUGACUUGUCCAGCUGCAUUUCCUGCCUUCUUAACCUGGGGCUGCUUCUUCCUAGAAAAUGGUAGGAGUUCUGAUACGGGUACGCGAACAAACUAGUGUCUGAACUCCCAAACAUUCCGGCAAAUACCAUUUCACUGACCAUAUUAAUUGUCGGGCUGAAUGAGCUGCUGGCUGCACUAGGGCUCGGGGGUGCGAUCAAACCCUGAUUGUUGAAUGGAUGGGAAAUGUAAUGCUGCGGCCGAAAACCAGGGCUCUCAGGUUGGAAUGAUGACAGAUUAUUGUUGUUUGUUGCAAGCAGGGAAUCGACACUAAGUGGCGAAGGCCGGUUGGGGAUCGUCAAAUCCAAUUGGGGGGGCUUCUUGACCUCGGAUCCAUGUUCUUGACCUCGACCAUAGAGGGGAACCAGCGAGGAAGUAGAAAUGUAAGCCUUACAAACAGGGCACUUGGGUCGAUCAUCCUCCGACUCAAAAGAAGCCGAAGUGGUCUGAACAUGAAGCCAUUUGUAAAUGCAGGGCCAACAAUAGAGAUGGCCACAUAGUGUCACCACAGGAUCAAGGCAUGAAUCUAAACAUAUAUUGCAAUCAAAGCACUCUUUUAAGGUCUCAAGAUGCGCCCCGCGAGCCUCUCUCUGCUGAAAAGGCAUAAUGAAAACACAACACC